AUGGAAUCUCUUCGAGCCUUCGCUAAAGUAGGAUUCAAACUCAUAAAUAAUCAAAAUGAGAAAUUUAGUACUUUAAAUGGAAAUUCAUUCGCAAAUGUGGAUGAUAUCGAUUGUAUUGAUUUCGAUCUAUCAUCCUCAUUAGAAAUCGAUAUAAAUGAUGACGCCAAAUUAUUUCAUGCUCUCAAUAGAUUUAUAACAUUAAUUAACAAUAGAAACAAACAUUUGAACUCAAGAAUCCAGGAUAUAACCGAAGAUGAAUUUCAAAAAUCUGAUCCACAGAUCAUCUCUAACAAAAUUUUUGAAAAUACAAAUUUUGGUAAUACUUACAUCGCCCAAUUCAUACGUUAUAAUCUGAUAAAAUAUUUACGAAAUAUUCAACUAUAUUCUGAUAACGAGACUACAGGUGAAGAAUUAAGAGAUGUUCUGGGCCACUGGUGGUCGUACAUACUCGAUCUUCUUGCCAGUGAUAAAACCAAUAUCAGAACUAAAAAGCAACCAAAAAAUAUAAAUAAAAGAAAUAGCACUUUCUCAAUAAAGAGCGAAGAUUCAACAAUUUCUAAAGAGAACCUUAAUCGCAAUAUUUCCAAGUCUUAUAUAUCCAUAGAGUUAGUCUCUGUGUGCCUUGAAUCCAUUAGUAGAAUAAUGAGCCGUUUAUUAAUCUUAGAGGAUAAUAAUAAUAAGGAAAAUUUAACAAAAUUUUCGGAUAAUAUUUUAAGAACAAUUCAUGUCAUAACAGCACAAUUGGUGGAAAAUUCUCGACAGAUCAAAGAACUCUCAUACAAGACAGGGAAAGACCAUCACAUUCAAAUUGCAUUUUGUAAUAAUUACAACUCCCUUAUUAGAUCAUUUUUAGGGAAACUUUUAGCCUUCGCAUUUAUUUACAUACCUGAUGAUUUACAAUUUGACGUUCAACUUAUUGAGGCACUACAACCAAAUUUCAAAAUAGACAUAGCACACCAGUCCAAUAUAAUACCUUGGAAGAAACGAAAUUUUUUCGCAACUAAAUUAAAGAAAAAUGUGGAAAAACCACAAUCUAGUAUUCUUAAUCCAGAUAAAAAGAAAAUCUUUAGAAUUAUCAUAUCAUACAUUCGCCAUGAUAUGUGUUUUAUUUCUUUUUAUUGGCAUUAUUGGUAUAUUAUGUUUAAAAUAUUAUCUCAAAAUGACAAUAAUAAUAUAAUUCAUAAAGACACCAUUACAGGUAUGUGCCCAGGAUGUGACAUUUUUAUCGAACAUUCUAUUAAUCAUUUUAUUCGCAACGAUCUUUACAAAGCGAACAAAUUUCUCAAAAAUGUUCGUAAGCAAAAUAUAAACUCAAACAUUAAUGACAGUAUGCCAAAUUCAGAUAUUAUAACUGAUAAUGAAUCAUUGACUUCAAAUUCUAGAUCAAAUAAUGUCGAAAAUUUAGACACAUUUGUAGAGGAUACAUUCAAGACUUUAAAAAUAUGGAACUCUCUUAAGUUAAUAUAUAUAAAAUUUCCUACUGAAGUUGAAAAUUCAAACGUAUUACUUAGGGCCCACGAUGAAGCACAAUUAAAAUAUAUCAAGACAAUACCCGCUUAUGAUUUCCAAGUCGCAAAUAUUGUGUACAAUAAACUAUUGAAGAAGAUUACGGAUAUUUUCCCGGAUGUCACCUUUUUGACAUGGUCCAUAUGGAUAGAUGGGUAUAUGAACCUUUUAAGAACUUGUAACAUGAACAACCAAAUAAUUGCUAUUCUUUCACUUUUUAAUACCUGGGAGUCUAUCCCUGAGAAUGAACAAAUAAGAAUUACCAAAGAAAUAGUCGGAAAUGAUGAUAUUUGGGAGGAUUUAACGUUACAUACGGCUGAAAAUUUAGUGCAUGUUCUAUUCUCUAAACUUCUCAUAUUCAAGAUGUCAAAAAUUAAUGAUCCUGAAACAAAACAACUCAUCAUUAAUAAAUUGAGCUUUUUCCAUUUCCAAUUCAAUACAUUAACGAAAUACUUAGAUGAUGACGAAUCAAAGGACAACGUAGAAUACGAUUGCUCAUUAAAUUAUGGUGGAGACUCGGUACUAAUAUUUCAUAUAAAUAAAAAAUUCAUAUUAGGAAAGUUAAAAAGUUCCACUCAAAACACAACAAAGAAUGAAAGAUUAAUUUACGAUAAAAAGAAUUGGAUAUUAGGCCCAUUGGAUAUUAACUGUAGAAAAGAAUAUAAGGGUUUAUUGGAACCACCUGAAUUCACUAAGUUAAGAUUUAUUAUUUCAAAUAAUGAAUCUAGAAUGGGGUUUAGGAUUAUGAUUUUCCCUAAUGUCGGAAAAACAAUUGAAUACUGGAAUUCUAAAUGGUUAAACAAUUCGAAGGUUGACAUGCCUGUAGAAGAAAAAGCAUUACCAUUUAAACCAUUAGAACCAAUAAACACGUCAUUAUUUGGCGAAAUCGUUGAAGUUUCAGACGGAAUUGAAAUGAAGAGCAAUAUUUCUAGUCGCAAGACACAAUAUGAAAAAUUAUUCAAAUUUAUCAGAUUAUUCAAUCUCACAAUGGUGGAAUAUUAUGAUUUCCAAAAUUUUGAGAAUGAUGAGAAUAUAUACAUUGACUUCGAACUCUUCAAGUAG
This is a messenger RNA of Maudiozyma barnettii, 2568 nucleotides long. RefSeq names its product Ahk1p (gene AHK1). NCBI's taxonomy places the organism in Eukaryota, Fungi, Ascomycota, Saccharomycetes, Saccharomycetales, Saccharomycetaceae. Bases 1 to 2568 code for a protein of 855 amino acids. The transcript has a single exon. The record is from RefSeq and is a predicted model, not a curated record.